Episyrphus balteatus (marmalade hoverfly) is the source of this 2283-nucleotide messenger RNA. RefSeq lists its product as uncharacterized. The coding region runs from base 1 to 2283 and encodes 760 amino acids. The record is from RefSeq and is a predicted model, not a curated record. Lineage: Eukaryota; Metazoa; Arthropoda; Insecta; Diptera; Syrphidae. The transcript has a single exon.
AUGUGUAAAGGGAGUUGCUUAAAGGGUAGUGCAGCUUCGUUGUUAGAUUACCUUAAAGUCAACAAUGACAAUUAUGACCAGGCAUGGUCAAUUUUGGUAACGCUUUACAACCAUAAGCGGAUCUUAGUCACCACACAGCUAAAAACUUUUUUCGAUCAGCCAACAAUCAGUGUUGAAACAGCAGAUUCCAUUAAGGGCCUGUUAGACAAGUCAACAGAGGUGCUUCAUGCUUUGAAGAAUUUAGGUGUUCCUGUAGAUGGUUGGGAUAUGGUAGUGGUCUUCACUCUCCUGCAAAAAUUACCAACAAAAACUCAACAAAUGUGGAAAGAAAAGUCAGGUUUGAGUACAGAACUACCUAUCUUUAAAGAUUUUUCAAUUUUUUUGGAAACUAGGUUUCGUUCUUUAGAGGUCGUUUGUCAGCAAAAUUCCAAACCCAAAUCGAACAUGAAUCUUAGAAAGGAACAGUCGAAACUGAAACCAAAGGUGUUGCACAUGAAGUCGGUGAGAAAGGAGAAGUAUAGCUGCGCAAUUUGUCACAAGGGUCAGCAUUCACUUCGUUCAUGCCACUCAUUUUUGAAGCUGGAUAUACCUGCAAGGUUGAAACAUGUAAAACAAAUCGGCGUUUGCGAAAAUUGUUUAGCUUACAAUCACAAAACUUUUCAAUGUCCAAGUGAAAAACGGUGUUUUUAUUGCCACCUGAAACAUCACACGCUGUUGCACAAUAUUCAGCGUGAUCAAAAUUCUAGUUCCAGCCAAGGUUCUCAGAAUUCACAAGCCAAUCAAGCGAGUUGUUCUAACUUGAAUUCAUCUGAAAAUAAUAAUUCAAAUUCACAAUUUGGUACUUCAAAUAAUUACCAAAAUACAAACCCGAUCAAUCCAAAUGCAAAACCAUUCAAUCCGAGUGGUGGACAAGCAACCACUUCUCAAAACUAUCACGUCUCAAAUCCUUCGAACACUGUCGUGUUACUUGCUACAGCAGUCAUCCAAAUACAAGCAGCCAACGGAGAAUUCAUCAGUUUGAGAGCGCUGCUAGAUCCUGGUUCAGAAUCAACAUUCAUCACUGAACGAGCUGUCCAACAACUUGGUUUGAAAAAAUGUCGCACCUUAAUGGAAUUCUCUGGAUUGGGAAAUAACAAAAAUGGUUCGUGUCACAACUUUGUCGAUAUGAAAAUCAAAUCUAUACAUACCUCUUUUGAAACGGAUGCUAGGGCGUUUGUUCUCAAAACUAUAACUGGUUUACUUCCCAACAGAGAAGUGCUUCCUAAUCAAUGGAGUCACAUUCAGGGUUUGUGUUUAGCUGAUCCUUCUUUCUUUAAGCCGUCUAGUGUUGAUUUGCUCCUAGGUAGUGGUGUCUUUGCUGAGGUCGUUUUGCCAGAAAUUGUUAGGGGUAAUGAGCCUGUGGCACCAAUUGCUCAGAAUACUCAACUCGGGUGGAUUGUUUUUGGCAAUGCGCCAAUUCAAACAUGCCGUGUCCACCUACAGCUUGUUGACAUUGAUACUCAGUUUCGAAAAUUUUGGGAAAUCGAAGAAGCACCGUUUGCAAAUCCAGAAACUGCUGAAAACAUCGCUUGUGAGGAGCACUUCAAAACCCACACCAGACGUUUGCCAGAUGGAAGAUUCGAAGUUUCACUACCAUUCAAAGAAGGUGUUCGAACAGCACUAGGAGCAAGUCAACAGGGAGCACUGCGAAGAUUUCUCCAGCUUGAAAGAAGAUUCGAUAACAAUCCUCAACUACAGAAGGAGUACUCAGCGUGCAUGUCGGAGUAUAUUCAGCUCGAUCAGAUGGAAAAAGUAGAUGUCAGCCAAGGUGAAAUUCUCCAAUCUCCAUUCCACUAUGUUGUGCUGCAUCAUGCCGUGUUCAAGGAAUCCAGUACAACCACGAAGCUGAGGGUAGUUUUCGAUGCUGCUUUCAAAACUACAAAUGGAACUUCUUUAAAUGAACAUCUGUUGGUUGGCCCUAAAACACAAUCAAAUCUAAUGGACAUCAUACUAAAAUGGAGGAAAUUCAAGAUUACCUUGACGGCUGACAUCGAAAAAAUGUACCGGCAGAUCCAGAUGAGAAAACCAGAUAACUUUUAUCAGCUGAUUUACUGGCGAGACAACAAGAUGAGUCCUCUGCAGUUGUAUCGAUUAAAAACCGUCACUUUUGAAACAGCAUCCGCUCCUUAUUUGGCUACUCGCACGUUAAACAAACUUGCUGAUGACGAAAAGGACAAAUAUCCAUCCGAUACCAAGAUGGAAUACCAAGAUGGAUUUGUACUGAAAAAGAAAACUUGGAGUUAG